Hypanus sabinus (Atlantic stingray) is the source of this 671-nucleotide messenger RNA. Its product is annotated as delta(3,5)-Delta(2,4)-dienoyl-CoA isomerase, mitochondrial-like. Bases 321 to 656 code for a protein of 111 amino acids. Lineage: Eukaryota; Metazoa; Chordata; Chondrichthyes; Myliobatiformes; Dasyatidae. The transcript has 3 exons. Gene Ontology annotation, cellular component: mitochondrion. Gene Ontology annotation, molecular function: delta(3,5)-delta(2,4)-dienoyl-CoA isomerase activity. The record is from RefSeq and is a predicted model, not a curated record.
AAGGCAGGAGAAUGGGGUUGAGAGGGAAAUGGGUCAGUCAUCAUGAAAUGGUGUAGCAGACUUGAUGGACUGAAUGGCCUAAUUCAGUCUCUAGUGGUGGCGUAGCGAUUAGCGCGAUGGUAUUAUAGCUCGGCAUCAAGAGUUCAAGUGCUCCGGUUUCCUCCCACAGUCCAAAGACGUGCCGGUUAGUAGGUGGAUUGGUCAUUGUAAACUGUCCUGUGGUUAGACUAGGGUUAGUUGCUGGGUGGUGUGGCUUGGUGGGCUGGAAGUAUCCCUGAAUAAAUAAUACUUCUCUUUCUGCCCAGGAGGUGGACAUCGGAAUGGCAGCUGAUGUGGGAACAUUGCAGCGACUGCCCAAAGUUAUCGGAAAUGCCAGCCUGGUGAGUGAACUCGUUUACACGGCGAGGAAGAUGAUGGCCGACGAAGCGAUGCGCUGUGGACUGGUGAGCCGAGUCUUCCAGGACAAGGAAAACAUGUUGGAUGGUGCCUUUGACUUGGCUUCCGAGAUCGCCAGCAAGAGCCCGUUGGCAGUGCAGGGAACGAAGCUGAACAUGAUCUACUCCCGGGAUCACUCAGUCAAGGAGGGCCUGGAUUACAUUGUGAGUACCAGUACAUGGUUAACGAUAAAGUGGCGUAUUGCAGAGCAAAGACCUUGACAUCUCAUCACCACC